CCUGUGUCGAUGUUAUUUUUAGUACAAGUAGGUGGCCCAAAUGAGUGUUACUGGAAGUCAGUGAGAUCAAGGUCAUGUCUGUGCUGCAGAACUGCUGGCUCGUAAUGAGUCACAGGAGAAUAUCAUGUUGUAAUCAAUUGCUUUUAAAAACUGUGAUCUUCGGCAACGUUACGGCUGCCUUAAGAUACCCCCUAUGGUUGAAGACUUUGGGCGACAAAUCAAGAGAUGCAAAAAAAAGGCAGAGAACUAUUCAGUGUUUGCCAGAGUUUUCUGCUGGACUGGAAUUACUCAGCAGAUAUGAAGAUGCAUGGGCUGCCCUUCACAAAGGAGCCAAAGAUUGUGCAAAAGCUGGAGAGCUGGUCGAUAGUGAAGUUGUGAUGCUUUCUGCACACUGGGAGAAGAAAAGAAACAGUCUGCUGGAACUACAGGAUCAGCUCCAACAAAUACCUGGGUUUUUAGCAGAUCUGGAAUGCCUCACAGCAAACCUAGCCCAGCUAGAGGCAAACUUUGAGGAAAUGGAGAAUCAUCUGUUGUGUCUUGAGGACCUAUGUGAACAGUGUGAGUUGGAAAGAUACAAGUGUAUGCAGACAUUGCAGCUGGAAAACUACAAGAAAACAAAAAGGAAGGAACUGGAGACCUUCAAAGCUGAACUAGAUGCUGAACAUGCACAGAAGGUUUUGGACAUGGAGCACACCCAGCAGAUGAAGCUAAAGGAACGUCAGAAGUUCUUUGAAGAAGCCUUCCAGCAGGACAUGGAGCAAUACCUUUCUACGGGAUACCUGCAGAUAGCAGAGAGGCGAGAACCGAUUGGAAGUAUGUCUUCCAUGGAAGUGAAUGUGGACAUGCUGGAACAGAUGGACCUAAUGGACAUGUCUGACCAAGAAGCACUUGAUGUCUUUUUAAACUCAGGAGGCGAAGACAAUAAUAUGCUUUCUCCCAUGCUGGGGCCUGACACCAACACCUACGUGAAUGAGAUAAGUCUUCAGGUCCCGAGCCAGUCUGAGUUACGACAAAAACUGUCUUCACUGUCAUCAACCUGCACUGAUUCUGCCAGCCAAGAUGCAAGUGAAGGAGAGUCUCCAGUUGUUCAGUCUGACGAAGAGGAAGUUCAAGUGGACACUGCCCUUGCUGCUGUAACUGAAAGAAAGUGUGCUUCAGAUGCUAGUGAUGAAAGUGACUCUCAAACUAUUUGAAUCUUAAAACCAUAUCCUUUAAGAAUGACUUCUGAAUGAAUGAACAAGUGAAUGAAGAGCUUGCCUGUGUAACAAUUUGCUAACCAAGCAUAACAGCCAGAUCUUUUUACUUAGUCAUACUGCCUUUUUACAAAUUGCCAGUCAUAUGGAGGUUGGUUUUUAAAGAAAAAAAAAUAUGCCUAAAGCACACACACUUUAACAGUAGUCUUGGGGCUCAGGGGAGCAGUAAAACUGUUGUAUAUACUAUGUAUAAGAGAAUUAAAGGGGAAAGAUAGAAGUUACUUUGACCACUAACCUUUAAAUGGCUGAUUGGAAAUACUUAAGAGUUGAUGUGUAAUACUGAACCCAAAUUGUUCCUUGCAUGUUUUCAGCUGCUGCAACUGAAGAUUUAGGAUCCAAACCAAAAUGAAAAGUUAUUUUCUACUCUUUACUACCUACUGUCUGCCUCCUGCCUUUGUCUACGAAUGCAGCAGUGUUUACUGUUCUCACACUUCCUAUUCAGGACCAACUUAGUUAUUGUAGGUGUUAAGGAAAAAAUAAGAACCUGAAAAGGAGGAGAGAUGCGUAUUGAAAUGUUACACUCCUUGUGGAGCAGGUAUCUUAGCAUUGUGUAAACUCCUCUUUCGAGAUAAAAUAAAGUAUUUCUAUCCCAACC
This is a messenger RNA of Manacus vitellinus (golden-collared manakin), 1848 nucleotides long. RefSeq names its product dystrobrevin binding protein 1 (gene DTNBP1). Bases 75 to 1193 code for a protein of 372 amino acids. The record is from RefSeq and is a predicted model, not a curated record. Gene Ontology annotation, biological process: anterograde synaptic vesicle transport; neuron projection development; negative regulation of protein kinase activity. The transcript is spliced from 10 exons. Gene Ontology annotation, cellular component: neuron projection; synaptic vesicle membrane; BLOC-1 complex. Lineage: Eukaryota; Metazoa; Chordata; Aves; Passeriformes; Pipridae.